AUGCAGGAAAAAGGUUCCCCAUCCACCACGGCCGCAGGUACUCCGGCGAAGGUAAAAACGGACAGCUGGCUGGAGGAAACAUCCAUCGGUCGUUCAUUGUCAACGCUAACGAGCGGCACCAGCUCCGGCCACGGCAAAAAUGCGCGCAAGUUCUCCAACAUUUUAGAGAUGGAACGGUUCAGCAAUAGUAAUAUAGUUUCGAUGGACGAUACCAGCACUACGGUUGAUUAUAACCCCGUCGAUGACAUUCCCGUCCUGCCGGAUGCGGACGAUAUUCACGAAAGUUUGCUAUACAAUGAAAGUCCCAACCUACCAACUGUAACAACGUACAAGAACCUUAGCUCGGAUAUAUUCACCAGUGGAAAAGCUUCGGCGCUCGGCAAUCUGGACGAAAUCGACAUCUCCAUUCUGACCGAGUGUCUCGAAAGCGAAGAGGACAUCGAAGAGCCGGACGAACCGUGGACGUGGGAUCAACUGUUUACGCAGCUUUCGGUUAAAAUAAGCACCGAAACGAAGACACCGAUCGUAGAGUACAGUAACUAA
Molecule: messenger RNA, 543 nt
Organism: Anopheles marshallii
Lineage: Eukaryota; Metazoa; Arthropoda; Insecta; Diptera; Culicidae
Gene: IFT43
Product: intraflagellar transport protein 43 homolog
Exons: 4
Coding region: 1-543 (180 amino acids)
Biological process (GO): intraciliary retrograde transport
Cellular component (GO): intraciliary transport particle A; cilium
Source: RefSeq, a predicted model, not a curated record